UCGGGAAACACUAUUUUUGGCCUGGUUACUAAAGCCAAUAUGGCGGAUGACGGAUGUAACUUCUACGAUGAGGACGAUUUCGAUGAUUUGGAGAACGAAGACGAAUCCAACGAUUGGGCUGAAAUGUAUAUUGGAGAAGGAACUCAGUGGAUAAAUUAUAGCAACAACCCUUCACAGAAAAAUGCGCAAACGGAGGAGAAUUCGAGGUAUGAAAAUCUCCAAGUCAAAGAAGAUGUUUAUGAAAACGACGACAAAGCAAAAGGCCUCUCCAGGAUGGAGCUUAAUGAUCAUAAGGCAGGCAUGAUGGGUUUAGAUAAGCAAAAAAUUAACCAGAUCAUAUUCGAAGCGAGUAAAGGCUCUAAGUUCUAUGAAAAUGAAUUAAAGAAAGAAAAGCAAGUGGCUGAACGGAUCGCUAAACAGAACAUGUCACUUGAAAAACUCACCCAGCAGCAAAGAAAAGUGGCUUUCCAGGCCAUCGACCUAAUUGUAGAAGAGUUGGAGAGGAAGCGUGAUUUAAGCCGUACCUUUGUUCAUAUCGAUAUGGACGCUUUUUAUGCUGCAGUGGAAAUCUUGGACAAUCCUGAAUUGGGUGACAAACCUAUGGCUGUGGGUGGUAACUCAAUGUUGUCUACGUCAAACUACCCAGCUAGACGUUAUGGUGUAAGGGCAGCCAUGCCAGGGUUUAUCGCCAAGAAGUUAUGUCCUGAACUGAUCAUUGUUCCACCGCACUUUGAAAAAUACAAGGAAUACAGCCGCCAAGUGCAAGAUAUUUUAGCAGAGUAUGACCCUAAUUUUGCGAUGGCCAGUUUAGAUGAAGCAUACUUGGAUCUUACAGAGCAUCUUACUGAGAGACACAAAGGUCAAGAAAAGAAGAGAUUCUUGACAUCUAAAUGCAAUAUUCAUCGAAUGGUAAAGAACGAAAUGCAUCCAGACCUUGAACAGAUAGAGGGAGAAAUUGUUGAGUUUGGUACCGAUGCGGAGGAAGCUGUCAGGGAGUUGCGUUUUCGAAUUGAGCAGAAGACGAAACUAACAGCUAGCGCAGGAAUAGCACCAAAUGCCAUGCUAGCAAAGAUCUGCUCUGAUCGUAACAAGCCGAACGGACAGUUCUAUCUAAAACCAAAUCGUAAUGAUGUCAUGGAAUUUAUACGCAGCCUACCUAUCAGAAAAAUCAGCGGAAUUGGGCGAGUCAGUGAACAGAUGUUGAAAGCUCUUGGAAUUGAGACAUGUGAAGAUUUAUACAGGAAACGAGACUUGCUCUAUCUUCUACAUUCACCAAUCAGCUUCAAAUUCUUGAUAGAAGUUUCUCUUGGUUUGGGACCCACAUCCCUUACGACAGAAUCGAAAAGGAAAAGUAUAGGAACAGAAGAAACCUUUUCAGAGAUUAGCAAACCCACGGAGCUACUGGAUAUGUGUGGCAAGCUUUGUCAAUCACUGGCACAAGAUAUAAAAGGGCAAGAACUUAAAGGAAAGACUGUCACGAUAAAGCUGAAAACAGUGAACUUUGAAAUAAAAUCUCGGUCUUCAUCCACCAGUUAUCCCGUUUCGACGUACGAGGAAAUUUCCUUAAUUGCAAAAGAGCUUCUCAAACAUGAAAUGAAUACAUGUUUUCCUGAGCCCCUAAAGUUGCGCCUCAUGGGGGUACGUUUAUCAAAUCUUCAAGAUACAAGCUCGAACUCGUCAAAAGAAGCUAAGCAGAACACUAUAACAGGUUUUUUAAAGCAAAAGCAAAAUGUUAAGUCCCAGGGAAUGCUAGUGUCUUUUCCAACCGCCCAACAAUUGAACGUAGGGGAACAUUUUGGUCUCCCUUCACUGAGUCAACACUAUCCAGAAGAAAGUGACGUCAUGACAGGAGCAUACGCUUGUCAGAGGACAGACCAGUAUGGUUCCUGCCUUGCUUCUCUCUCGUCUGAGGGUGUUGCUUCAAACUCAGUUUCAAAGAAAUCAUCGUCACUAUCUGGUUCUGUUUCAACUUCAGAUUCCAUUUUGUUGAAGGAACAUUCUGACGAUACAAAUCCAUCAGCAGUGUUUUGUCCUGUAUGCGAAUUAGAGCAAAAGUUCAAGAGAGGUCAAGAUGUUAUGACUGAACUUAACAGACAUAUAGACUUGUGCUUAAAUAAAGCCACUAUAAAGGAGUUGGCUUCAGAGAGAAAUCCAAGACGACCAUCAACUGUCGAUGUGGAGAUGGGGACCUCAAGAGUAAAGAGAAGAAGACAGCAGUUAACAGAAACCUCCCAGAAAGCAACCUUGCUUUCAUUUUGGUCAAAAUCAUGAAAAAUUUGAAAUUGUGGCAAAAUUACACAUAAACAGACUUAUGAAUAACUUUUGCACUUGACACGUAUUGACCUCAGUUGUCAGGAUCUCAUGCGUAUGAACUGUUAUCAUUGCGGCAGUUAACAACUAGUUUAGCUUCUCGGCAAACAGGAGUAACCCGCCAAGUUAAGAAUGUCUAUCCAUUGAAUAGAUAAAGGUUGUGCAUUACAAUAAGCGACUGAGUUGCCAGAAAAAUCACUCUUGAUUUUGUCGUCUAAUGAAUUUAAAGUUCCAGUGGAAACUCCUUUCUAUAACUUUAAGGAAAAUUUUCCAAUUUGGAGAGCAUUGGUUUUCGGACGAGAUGCGACGACCUAUGUCGUGAUUACUUUGAAAAUUAGAAGUGUUCAGUGAGAUGAUUCUUUUGAACGCGAGAAUUGCCGCAACUUUAGGCUGACAACAACAACGUUUCAUUUACUCAACAUAAAUCAAUACAAUUAAAUUCUAAUAAUUCUUUGAUUUAACAAUAUUGUAGAUUGGUUAAAAUUAUUGAAUAGUAUUAAAAUUGUAAUGUUAAAUUGCGAACUAGGAGUCUAAGGUGGGUCCUUAAGUUAACCAAAGGUUUUCUUGUUUGCUCCCUGUUAGAAGAUGUUCACUCAAACUUUCAUAUCCAUUUCUUAUUUAAUGUUUGGUUUGACGGUGGUCAGUUUGCAAAUGGUGUGCUAAUACCAUCGAAGCGUUCCUGAUUAGUGUUACGGACAUGUUGCGUCCGUGUGUCGCAAAGUAGGGGGGGGCAGGUAAAUGUGCUAAACAGGCUAAAAAAACAUUCUUCUGUGCAAAGUUAAGGAAUUAUUGUAUCGAGCGCUUGUUCUGCCUCAUUUUUAUUACUGCAAUCAGCUAUGGCAUCAUUGCAGCUUGAGAAACAAAGAAAAUAGAAAAAGUAAAUGAGCGUGGAUUAAGAUAUGAUUAUAAAGAUAAAACAUCAACAUAUCAGAAACUGCUAAAGCGAGUAGGUUUAGAAACCACGUUGGAAAACCGUCGUGUCGAGGACAUGUUAAUGACCAUAAACGCUUCUUUUCUAGGCACCGCCCCUGUAUGCAUCAAGGAACUUGUUAAAAUCAGAAGUAAUAAGUAUGAUUAAAGGGGUAAUAAUAUGCUAUCGAUAUCAAAAGUAAAUGCCAAAAACCAUGGAUUGAACUCUUAAAUAUUUCGCCGUAAAACAAUGGAAUGGAAUUCCAAAUGAAUUGCGCUUGCUGGAGGCAGAGAAUUUAACAAACAAGUGAGGAACAUUACAUUUUAGUUACUUGAAUUUUGUAAUUUUAGAUUUUUAGAUACUUUCAUUUUCUCAGAUUUUUAUAG
Messenger RNA from Stylophora pistillata, 3606 nucleotides. Its product is annotated as DNA polymerase kappa. Gene Ontology annotation, molecular function: damaged DNA binding; DNA-directed DNA polymerase activity. Gene Ontology annotation, cellular component: nucleus. NCBI's taxonomy places the organism in Eukaryota, Metazoa, Cnidaria, Anthozoa, Scleractinia, Pocilloporidae. Gene Ontology annotation, biological process: error-prone translesion synthesis. The record is from RefSeq and is a predicted model, not a curated record.